AAGAAGGUCAGAGAUGCCACAAACAACGUACUCCAUUAUUACAUCACAGACUCUGUAAACACAAACACCACACAGUACACACUCACUUAUUCUAGAGAGAGAAACAUAUUAUCAGAGAGAGAGAUCAGUGCUAGCUCUUACCUCCCAGAUUGAGAAAUGGGGUUGUUCUUGGUCUCACUCAUCAUACUCGCCGUUACUUUAGCCGUUAACUCCUGUCCGCCGUCAGACAGGGCUGCUCUCUUGGCCUUCAAAGAAGCCCUCAGCGAGCCCUACUUGGGCAUCUUCGACUCGUGGUCAGGCACUGACUGUUGCCACAACUGGUACGGCGUCAACUGCGACCCGACGGCCGGUCGGGUCUCCGAUUUAACCCUCCGAGGUGAGUCCGAAGACCCGAUAUUCGAAAAAGCUGGCCGGUCUGGCUUCAUGACCGGUUCACUCUCGCCGUCACUCUGCCAACUCGACGGUCUGACCACUCUCAUCGUCGCCGACUGGAAGGGUAUCUCCGGAGAUAUUCCGGCUUGUAUCACUUCCCUCUCCAAUCUCGGGAUCCUUGACCUCAUCGGAAACCAAGUCACCGGACAAAUACCGGCAGACAUCGGCAAACUGAGUCGACUCACCGUUUUCAAUAUCGCUGACAACAAAAUUUCCGGCGAAAUCCCUCCGUCUAUCGUCAAACUCGACAUCCUCAAGCACCUCGAUCUCAGCAACAACAAAAUAUCCGGCGAAAUUCCGGCGGAUAUCGGUAAACUCAAAAUGAUGAGCCGAGCAUUACUGAGUCGAAACCAGCUCACUGGAUCAAUACCGUGCUCAAUCGCUUACCUCCGCCGACUCGCCGACCUAGACCUCUCCAUGAACCAGAUCUCCGGUUCGAUCCCUUCCCAACUCGGCGAAAUGCGAGUCCUCUCGACGUUGAACUUAGACAGCAACCAACUCUCCGGCGAGAUUCCGUCGACGUUGUUGAGCAACACCGGUUUGAAUAUAGUGAACUUGAGCCGGAACUGUAUCGAAGGUUGUAUACCGGACGUGUUCUGCUCCAAAUCGUAUUUCACUACACUCGAUUUGUCCUACAACAAGUUGAAGGGUAAGAUGCCAAAAACGAUGUCGUCCGUGAGGUAUAUAGGACACUUGGAUCUGAGUCACAACAACCUCUGUGGGCCAUUUCCGGCGAGUUUGGAGGCGUAUGAUCACCUUGAAGCGGCGUCGUUUACCAAUAAUAAUUGUCUUUCUGGUUCAGAGUUAUGAACCUGGAAUAAUGUUUAAUGUGUACCAUUAUUUUGGCAGUCAAUCUUAAUACUGUCUUGCAUGCAUGCCGUCAGUUUGACAAAUUUUAUGAAGAAAA
Messenger RNA from Cornus florida, 1339 nucleotides. Its product is annotated as DNA damage-repair/toleration protein DRT100. The coding region runs from base 157 to 1242 and encodes 361 amino acids. Gene Ontology annotation, molecular function: protein binding. The transcript has a single exon. Lineage: Eukaryota; Viridiplantae; Streptophyta; Magnoliopsida; Cornales; Cornaceae. The record is from RefSeq and is a predicted model, not a curated record.